Messenger RNA from Aspergillus alliaceus, 516 nucleotides. Its product is annotated as putative extracellular thaumatin domain protein. Bases 1 to 516 code for a protein of 171 amino acids. The record is from RefSeq and is a predicted model, not a curated record. The transcript has a single exon. Lineage: Eukaryota; Fungi; Ascomycota; Eurotiomycetes; Eurotiales; Aspergillaceae.
AUGAUCUUCUCCAAGAUGGUUGCCCCCAUUGCUGCUCUUGCCAGCCUCAGCUCCGCCCUCCCCGCCGUCAAGCGCGGUGGCUCCGGCGGCGUGAACAUCAUCAACAACCUGGCUGACACCGUCUACGCGUGGUCUGUUUCUGAUAGAGUCAGUAACAUGCACACCCUUUCUGCGGGCGGUGGCAACUACCAGGAAUCCUGGCAGAGCAACGACAACGGCGGCGGCAUCUCCAUCAAGCUGGCCACCUCCCAGGACCAAAACUCCGUGGUGCAGUUCGAGUACACCCAGGCUGGCGACACCAUCUUCUGGGACAUGAGCCUCAUCAACCUCAGCGCGGACAGCGAAUUCACCAAGCACGGUUUCUCCGUCAUCCCGUCCGAUAGCGGCUGCCCCUCCGUCACCUGUGCCGCUGGCGAUACGGCCUGCGCUGCGGCUUACCUCAAGCCUGAUGAUGACCAUGCUACUCACGGCUGCCCUAUUGACACUCAGUUCACUGUCAACAUUGGCGGCCAGUAG